AUGGCAUUAAGGUAUACUGUGGAAGAGCUCAUACAUUUGAGCCAGUCGCCACUAUGUGUAAAGCCCAACUCCUUGCCUCCCAAGGAGGAUUGGAUGGGACAACUCUCCGAGACCUAUCGCAAUAAUCAAGGCACUGCCAGGACCGGCACGGACAAGACCAGGAACGGCGAAGGUGCCCUGCUUGACCAGACCAACAGACGUCCCGGCGUGGACAGACAUAGCUCGCGGAAUACUACAAAUGCCGAAGGCAUAGUUCUCGGUCCACCCCGAACGACAUUCUCCUCCUCAACCGCCACUCGAGGAAGCAAGCCAUUUGACAAUGACAAACCCUUUGCCUCCUUUCGCCGUAACGGAGAUGGCGACAAUGACCGCGAACGAGUCGACAGGGACCGAGAUGGGAGAGGUAAUUUCCGGCGUCGUGGUGAUGAUGGUGAACAAGAUAGUGACGGUUGGAGUACAGUGAAGCCUCGCAAGAGCUUUGGCCACGAAGGCGCCGAACGAUUCAAUGGCCGUAUGGGAGGCGAUCGCUUUGGCGCAGAGCGCCGCCCCCGCGACAGCCAAGACGAGACCAACGACAAGCCCAAACGCAGCAAUUUUGGAGAGUUUGGCCGCGAAAAGGACGGUGACGAUGAACGACCACGUCGGAACGGGCUACCCAGGAACCGCACAGAUCAAGCUACCUGGGGUCGUGGCGACAUUGGCGACAGCGAUGCGCCUCCCAGCCGCGAGCGCUUCGACAGAGCCAAGAGCUGGCGUGAUCGGGCAGCACCACCAGAGGAUCAACCUACUGACAGCAAGCCACGAGACCGUAACUUCAAUCGCUGGGAUAGAGAUCGAGACCAGCGCCAGGAGCGUGAUCCAGAAUGGUUCGACGAGGGUAUUGAAGAAAAGCCGCAGGCACACAGUAUUCAAGACCUUCAAAAAUUCAUGGAGUCCAUGAAGGCCCAAAAGAAGGGUGAUGCUGUGCCUGAGCAAGGCCCAGCACCAAGUAGCAUUAACACCUCAGUACGUGAAGCUUCCUUCGACAUUGAGGCGACCAAGGUCAAGUCAGCCCCCGCCGUUGAAAUGGGCCCAGACCAAUUCUUUGCCAAAUACGCUGUCACUCCCAGCGCCGACAUCGAGAAUCCUCACGAAGUACCGAAAGAGUCGGCUCCUCCCAAGCCUAAAGGAGGAUCAAGGUUUGGUAGUUUCUUCGCCUCACAACAGGGCAGACAGACGGAGCCGUCAACACCCGCAGCAGCUCCUCAACCAGCCCAGGAGAUCAACCCCUUGCUUCAGUUUGGAGGUGCAAAUGUUGCCGCCAACAUUGCUGCGGCUGCUCCUACUGGCAGCCCUAGUGGCAUGGAAGAUAGAGCUGCGUUUCAGAACAUUCUCCUCAAGCUCAAGAAGCAGCAUAUAUCAAACACUCCACCGUCUGCUGGCGGUUUCUCUGCCCCGCCCGCCGAACCCGAACGGGGCCCCUCAAGUUCAGUUGCAUCACCGGGUCCAUACCCACCAUUCAACUUGGAGCACCGAGACGGUCCACCGAGCCGUGGCCCUGUGCCCCCGGAGAUGCUUGCAUCCAGACCGCAGCCACCCAGCUAUCCAAUCCCAGGACCGAUGGGCACAGAAGCACAAUUGCUCCAGAAUCUGAUAGCACAGCGACAGCCGGUGGCGAGCCCAGCAGGUGGUCGUGAUCAAGCCCAAGUGCGCAAUAGUCAGACAGAAUUCCUCAUGAGCCUCAUGCAAAGUGGCCGGCAUGCUCCACCUGAAGUACAGAGACCCGAGCCUCACAUUCGAAUGCCCCAACCUUCUCGGCCAGCUCAAAUCCCGCAGACACCCGACAGGGAACCAGACUUCCAGCGGGAACGAAGCGGGUCUCAUCAGCAAGGACGACCUCAAGGACCUCCGGGCUUUUUUGACGAAUCACAGCUGCGCCUCGAUCAGGACAACCGCAGACAACAGCAGCCGACUCAGAUCCUUCAGCGACCCAUCUCCAUGGGCGUUGACCAGAUGCAGCCCAACUGGUUGCAAGGUGCUAACCAGCCUCCCCCUCCUGGCCCAGGCCGGCAUAUGAUUCCGCCGCCAGGACUCGCAGGCAAUCCUCGGAAUGCGCCGCCGCCGGGCAUGUUUCCCCCUGGUUUUCAUCACGCUCCUAUGGUUGUUGCACCUCCCAUGGGUGCUUUUCCGCCGGAAGCCAUGCGUAAUAUGGCGCCUCCGCCAGGUCUCUUCGGUGGUCCUGGUGGCCCUGGCGGGCCCCCGCCUCCAGGAUUUCUGCCGCCGGGCAUGAGCGGAGGCUUUCACGGAGGCCCUGAGGCUCUUGCUUUCGGUUUCGAUGGCCGAGGCAUGCCUCCUCCCGGUGCAGCCAAUUUCCGCCGUGGCUAG
Messenger RNA from Pestalotiopsis fici W106-1, 2364 nucleotides. RefSeq lists its product as uncharacterized. The transcript has 3 exons. NCBI's taxonomy places the organism in Eukaryota, Fungi, Ascomycota, Sordariomycetes, Amphisphaeriales, Sporocadaceae. The record is from RefSeq and is a predicted model, not a curated record. The coding region runs from base 1 to 2364 and encodes 787 amino acids.